UUCCUUCCCCACUUUAUGGCUCUGGUCCGUGAUCGCCGCCACUUGAACCUCCGCCUCCACCUCUCCGACUGCCGUUCCCGCUUCCCUCUCCCCUCCCUCCCUCCCUGCCCCAGCCGCCCCUCCGCCCCCUCCGCCAUCUCCUCCUCCGACCUCGACAAGCUCCAAGUCCUCGGCCACGGCAACGGCGGCACCGUCUACAAAGUCCGCCAUAAACGCACCUCCACCACUUACGCUCUCAAAGUCGUCCACGGCGACUGCGACCCCACCGUCCGUCGCCAAGUUUUCAGAGAGAUGGAGAUUCUCCGCCGUACUGAUUCUCCUUAUGUCGUCCAGUGCCAUGGAAUCUUCGAGAAGCCUUCUGGAGAUGUAACGAUUUUGAUGGAGUAUAUGGAUCUAGGAUCGCUUGAUUCGCUCUUGAAAAAGAACUCCACCUUGUCAGAAUCGACGCUCGCUCACGUAUCGCGUCAAGUUCUUAACGGACUUCAUUACCUUCAUUCUCACAAAAUCAUUCAUCGCGAUAUUAAACCGUCGAAUCUGUUGGUGAAUAAGAAUAUGGAGGUUAAAAUUGCUGAUUUUGGAGUUAGUAAAAUCAUGUGCAGGACUUUGGAUGCUUGUAAUUCUUAUGUCGGGACUUGCGCCUAUAUGAGUCCAGAGCGGUUCGAUCCAGAGACUUACGGCGGAAAUUACAACGGUUACGCCGGAGAUAUUUGGAGUUUAGGACUUACUCUUCUGGAACUUUAUUUAGGUCAUUUUCCUUUUCUUCCGCCUGGACAGAGACCGGAUUGGGCGACUCUGAUGUGUGCGAUUUGCUUCGGUGAACCACCGACGCUGCCGGAGAAUGCGUCGGAGGAGUUUCGCAGCUUUGUUGAGUGUUGCUUGCAGAAGGAAUCAAGCAAACGGUGGACGGCGGCGCAAUUGUUGACGCAUCCGUUUGUAUGCAGGGAAUCAUCGAGGUCCGAUAAUCGAUGACUCGGCAGUGGAUUGAAGGGAUUCCGGUUCCGAAUCACUGGCAGUUUAAAAGAUCCGGCCAAAUUCUGAGAUCUGUACAUAAACUUGCGGAAUUCGGAUGAACUUUUUGUAUAUAAUCCCUUUUCUUUUUCAAUUUGAAUCUUCAUCUGUAGCUUCUCUGAAUCUCCUCCAAAUCAAUCGAAUCGAAUCCCCAAUUUCGGAGAAUUUUUGUACCUUUUGGAUUAAAUUUUUUUUCUUCAAUUAAAAAGAUUAACA
Messenger RNA from Benincasa hispida (wax gourd), 1224 nucleotides. It is a transcript of the gene MKK9, whose product is annotated as MAP kinase kinase 9. Gene Ontology annotation, biological process: MAPK cascade; protein phosphorylation. The record is from RefSeq and is a predicted model, not a curated record. Gene Ontology annotation, molecular function: ATP binding; MAP kinase kinase activity. Lineage: Eukaryota; Viridiplantae; Streptophyta; Magnoliopsida; Cucurbitales; Cucurbitaceae.